Messenger RNA from Suhomyces tanzawaensis NRRL Y-17324, 1692 nucleotides. RefSeq names its product serine C-palmitoyltransferase (gene LCB2). Bases 1 to 1692 code for a protein of 563 amino acids. Gene Ontology annotation, biological process: ceramide biosynthetic process; sphingosine biosynthetic process. The record is from RefSeq and is a predicted model, not a curated record. Gene Ontology annotation, molecular function: serine C-palmitoyltransferase activity; pyridoxal phosphate binding. The transcript has a single exon. Lineage: Eukaryota; Fungi; Ascomycota; Pichiomycetes; Serinales; Debaryomycetaceae. Gene Ontology annotation, cellular component: serine palmitoyltransferase complex.
AUGUCUGGUACUAACUCCAAACUAACCGCUUUCAUUCCAAACGCCCAUGAUGACGACCGUCCAGAAGAGGUUCUCAAGGACCUCGAGUUCGGGCGCUUGGUAUCCAAGGAUCACCUCUACACCUCGGGCCACCCCGUGGGGAAACCAUGGCCCACUCCUAUCGAUGAUGAACCUCCAUACAUCAUCUACAUAGCCACCUACAUCUCCUACCUUAUUUUGAUCCUCAUCGGUCAUGUCAGAGACUUCUUCGGUAAGAUCUUCAAACCCAGCGAGUAUGAAGACUUGGUAGAGAAGGAUGGCUACGCCCCAUGGUACGACGGUUUCGAGAACUUUUACGUUCGUCGUUUGAAAGCAAGAAUCGACGAUUGUUUCGCCAGACCCAUCCAUGGUGCUCCAGGUAGAUACGUCAAGUGUUUCAACCGUGUUCGUGAGGGCAAGACCGGGUACCUUUACAGUGGCGACACCGACGAGUGCUUGAACUUGUCUUCCUAUAAUUACUUGGGAUUCGCUCAAUCGCACGGCUCUUGUACCGACUAUGCCUUGAACACAGUUGACAACUAUGGUGCUUCUGGAUGCGCGCCAAGACUGGUUGCCGGUUACACCGAUCUUCACAAGCAAUGUGAACGGGUUAUUUCUGAUUUCGUUGGCAAGGAAGAUGUCGUUAUUGUUAGUAUGGGUUACGGUACCAAUGCCAACUUCUUUGCAUCCAUCGCUGACUCCAAGACUUUAAUUAUUAGUGACGAGUUGAACCACGCUUCCAUUAGAUUCGGUAUCAGAUUAUCUGGUGCUUCUGUUAAGGUAUUCAAGCAUAACGAUAUGGAUGACUUAGAAAAGUUGAUAAGAAACCAAAUUGCCCAAGGCCAACCAAAGACCCACCGUCCAUGGAAGAAGAUCAUCAUUGCAGUUGAAGGUUUGUACUCCAUGGAAGGUAACUUUUGUAACUUGCCAAAGCUUGUUGAACUUAAGGAAAAGUACAAGUGCUAUUUGUUUGUUGAUGAGGCCCAUUCCAUUGGUGCCCUUGGUCCAAACGGUGGUGGUGUUUGUGACUACUUCAAAGUGGAUCCUGCCAGAGUCGAUAUUUUGAUGGGUACUUUCACCAAGUCUUUUGGUGCUACUGGUGGUUACAUCGCAGCUGAUAAGUCUACUAUCGAUAGAUUGAGACUCAAUUACAUCACUUAUGCUUAUGCCGAAUCUGUUCCACCUCCAGUGCUAGGACAAAUUAUUUCUUCAUUAAGUAUCAUCAACGGCUCCAUUAACCCUGGCGAAGGUAAAGAAAGAUUGCAGAGAAUUGCAUUCAACUCUCGUUAUUUGAGAUUGGGAUUAAAGAAGUUAGGUUUUAUUGUUUAUGGUGCAGAUGACUCCCCGGUUAUUCCAUUGUUGAUCUUCUUGCCUGCCAAGAUGCCUGCCUUCUCGAGAAUUCUUUACGACAUGAAGAUUGCUGUUGUUAUCGUCAGUUACCCAGCAACUCCAUUGAUUAGUGCUAGAGCUAGACUUUGUGUUUCUGCUGCAUUGAACAAAGAUGAUUUGGACUAUGUGUUGCAAAAGAUGUCUGAAGUCGGUGAUUUGGUGUACUUGAAGUUCAGUAGCGGUAUUGCUGGAGGUUCCAAGAUUCCAGGUCAACCUCCAAGACAAACCAUUGAGGAAGUAUUGGCAACUAAUGUGGAAGAUUGUAAAAAGCCAAUGUCAGGAUGA